Messenger RNA from Pimephales promelas (fathead minnow), 895 nucleotides. The record is from RefSeq and is a predicted model, not a curated record. NCBI's taxonomy places the organism in Eukaryota, Metazoa, Chordata, Actinopteri, Cypriniformes, Leuciscidae.
GGGGGUUGUACUGUGUUAUUUUUUUGUAUUGUAUUUUGAAAUUAACUUCUUGUUUCUAUUGCAGGUUAAGAGGACGUUGAUGGCCAGUGAAAGACGAGCCUCAGGUCCCUCCAGACCCGGGAGAGCUGCUUCCACUCAGACGGCUGAUCUGGAGGUUUGGACACCCAGUUCUGACAGUUUAGCUCCUCUGUCUUCUGAGUUUUCUGGUUCUGUGUUAACAGGUCAGCAUCACUGGAAGAGGCAGAGCGGCAGCCAGCAGAGCCCAGAUGGUGGAUUGUCAGGCCGCUUCAGACCCAGUCGGAGAGUCGGAAAGUUGAGUCUUAGCAGCAGCGGGUCGUACAUCGUUGAGUGGAGGUGGAGUGGCCACGGAUCGGACGGCCCAAGUGAGCAGGACAGUUGUGGCCACUGGAGUUCGUCCAUGUCCGACAGCCUCGAGAUGAUGUGUUCUCCGCUGCCAGGUCAGGUUCCUGUGGAGCCAACAGUGGCUUCCAUUGGCCUGCCAGCUCAGGGUGCCGUGGAGGCGUCUCCUGCGAACAAGAGCUCAGCAGCAAAACCUACAAAAUAUAGGGAGAAGAAAGGACUUUCUGGUUUCUUCAGGAGCGUGUGGAAGGCUCUGAAACGUCAUUUCGGCUGCGGUUGUCACUGUAGUGCCAUGACUGUUGUGGAGCCUUUCGUCCCUCCACCGGAUCUGGACCCAGAGCCUGACCCAGAUCACUCAGCCGUCAAGCACAAUAAUGAGUCCUUCGCUUCUCUCUUCAAGGUAGGAAAGAUGAUUGGUUGCGGGGGAUUUGGCAGGGUGUACGAGGGGAUACGGAGAUUUGAUGGCAAAAAGGUUGCCAUCAAGCAGAUCAGCAAGAUUGACAACAAUCGUUAUCUUGCUAUAGUAAGUUGUUGA